GGACAAGUGUGCCAAUUGCGCAGAAAGGUGCAAUAAAAGGGGAAGCCACCUGCCAAAACUGAAUCAGUUAAUGGAAAUCAGCGAGGAAGGAUGACACUCAGCAGGACCCUAAGGAUCGAAUACUUUCGUGACCAACUGGUCGUCUGGCGAACCGUUGGGGCCUUGGAUCUCAGCGAGGGAAACUUUUGGAGUUGGGCGAUGUUGCUGAACGUAAUUGUGUGCCUAACACCUUUUUUGCUCACAAUGAUGCUGUUCAGCUUUGAGGAUCCCGUAGAUAACAUCCUAAACUUGAGCAUGACCAUCACAUCCAUGUCCGCAAUCGUGAAGUUCUCGCUGUACGUGGCUAAUCUGACCAAGUUGUCCGAGAUCCAAUGGCUCAUCGGUCGGUUGGAUGAGAAGAUUUCUGGGGAAUACGAGGUGAAGCGCCACCAGGCGAUGGCCAAGCAUCUUCAGAGAAUCUCCAAAAUCUUUUUGGUCACCUAUGGCAUGCUGUUCACCAACGCAGCGUUUUCCUUUCUUCUCGAGGAGGAGCGCAGCUUGCCCUUGCCCAUGUGGAUUCCCUUCGACUGGAAGAACUCAACGGCAGGAUAUGCAGCAGCUUUGUUUCUCCAGCAGAUUGGCAUUUUCAUUCAAGUCCUACAGAGCUAUGCAGGGGACUCGUUUCCACCACUGGCACUCUACCUUCUUUCCGAGCAGUGUCAGUUGCUCAUUUUAAGGUUCUCCAAAGUGGGUUAUGGUUCCAAAACUCUGAAAGAAAACGAGGAGGAUCUGGUUAACUGCAUCAGAAACCAAAAUACACUAUACAGCUUGAUGGAAGCAAUUCACGGAUUGAUUUCCUAUCCCAUGUUUGUGCAGCUUUUUGUAAUCGGCAUUAAUGUUGCGGUGGCAUGUUUUGGCCUGGUUUUCUAUGUGGUGUCCUUUUCGGACCGAGCUUACUUUCUUUGUUUUUUAAUGGCUCUCAUAUUGCAGAGCUUUCCGCUUUGCUACUAUGGAACCGUGUUGGAGGAGAGCUUCGCUGAGCUCCAUUACGCGGUAUUCUGCAGCAACUGGGUGGACCAGAGUAUGAAAUACAAAAAACUCAUGCUGAUCAUCUCGGAGAGAACCAAAAGGAAGCAGCUCCUCCUCGCCGGCAACUUGGUUCCCAUCCACUUGAGCACCUUCGUGGCCUGUUGGAAGGGAGCCUACACCUUUUUCACUCUGAUGGCCGACAGAGAUGGUCGGAGAGCCUAGAGGAAAAGUUAUAGUAGCAUGUUUAUUUCACUCACCUAUUAGUAAAUGAAAUACUUAGUGGCAACACAAACACACACAAUAAAUGCACACAAACUGCACGG
Molecule: messenger RNA, 1331 nt
Organism: Drosophila ficusphila
Lineage: Eukaryota; Metazoa; Arthropoda; Insecta; Diptera; Drosophilidae
Product: odorant receptor 23a
Exons: 2
Coding region: 91-1230 (379 amino acids)
Biological process (GO): sensory perception of smell; detection of chemical stimulus involved in sensory perception of smell
Cellular component (GO): plasma membrane
Molecular function (GO): olfactory receptor activity; odorant binding
Source: RefSeq, a predicted model, not a curated record